Dama dama (fallow deer) is the source of this 3708-nucleotide messenger RNA. It is a transcript of the gene WDR18, whose product is annotated as WD repeat domain 18. NCBI's taxonomy places the organism in Eukaryota, Metazoa, Chordata, Mammalia, Artiodactyla, Cervidae. The record is from RefSeq and is a predicted model, not a curated record. The transcript is spliced from 10 exons. Gene Ontology annotation, molecular function: protein binding. Gene Ontology annotation, biological process: DNA-templated DNA replication; rRNA processing. Gene Ontology annotation, cellular component: nuclear pre-replicative complex. The coding region runs from base 13 to 1347 and encodes 444 amino acids.
CGCGUCUCGCUGAUGAUGACGCACGUCCGGGGCGGUGGAGAAGGCAAGAUGGCGGCGCCCAUGGAGGUGGCCGUGUGUACGGACUCGGCGGCCCAGUUAUGGAGCUGCGUUGUGUGGGAGCUGCACUCUGGCGCCAACCUGCUCACGUACCGCGGAGGCCAGGCCGGGCCCCGCGGCCUGGCGCUACUCAAUGGCGAGUACCUGCUGGCCGCACAGCUGGGCAAGAAUUACAUCUGCGCCUGGGAGCUUCAGAGGAAGGACCAACUUCAACAGAAGAUCAUGUGUCCCGGACCAGUCACCUGCCUCACCACAUCACCCAAUGGCCUCUACGUCCUGGCAGGGAUCUCAGAGAACAUAUACCUGUGGGAGGUGUCCACAGGGAACCUUCUAGUCAUCCUGAGCCGCCACUACCAGGACGUGUCAUGCCUGCAGUUCACGGGGGACAGCAGCCACUUCAUCUCAGGGGGCAAGGACUGCCUAGUGCUGGCCUGGAGCCUCUGCAGCGUGCUGCAGGCAGAUCCCUCCCGGACCCCUGCCCCCCGGCACGUCUGGUCUCGCCACACCCUCCCCAUCACAGACCUGCACUGCGGCUUUGGGGGGCCCCUAGCCCGGGUGGCCACCGCCUCGCUGGACCAGACAGUGAAGCUGUGGGAGGUCUCCUCAGGUGAGCUGCUGCUGUCCGUACUCUUUGACGUGGGCAUCCUGGCCGUGACCAUGGACCUGGCUGAGCAUUACAUGUUCUGUGGUGGCAGUGAUGGCUCCAUUUUCCAAGUCAAUCUCUGUACUUGGCCCGGGCAGAGAGAGAAGAGCUUCCAGCCGGAGCAGGAGCACGGGAAGGUGUUCAGAGGGCACAGGAACCAGGUGACUUGCCUGUCGGUGUCCACGGAUGGCAGUGUGCUUCUGUCGGGCUCCCACGAUGAGACCGUUCGCCUCUGGGAUGUGCAGAGCCAGCAGUGCCUCAGGACGGUGACCCUCAAAGGCCCCGUGACCAACGCCUGCAUCAUGCUUGCACCCGUCAGCAUGCUGAGCUCCGACUUCAGACCAGGCCUGCCCCUGCCCCACUUCAACAAGCACCUGCUAGGUGCCGAACAUGGGGACGAGCCGCACCACGGGGGCCUCAUGCUGCGCCUAGGCCUCCACCAGCAGGGGUCAGAACCCAGCUAUCUGGAGCGGGUGGAGCAGCUGCAGGCGGUGAUGUCCAGCACGCUGGAGAAGAACGUCCUGGGUGGCCAGGACCAGCUGCGGAUCCGCGUGACUGAGCUGGAAGACGAGGUGCGGAACCUGCGCAAGAUCAACCGCGACCUCUUUGACUUCUCCACACGCAUCAUCACGCACCCAACCAAGUGACACGUCUGGACUCGCCCUCAGCCGGCAGAGCCCACGGCCCAAGCCUGUUCUCUGCAAGGUCCCAUCGCUUGGAUUGGCACCCCCACCAGGGUUGCGGUCGAGGGUUGACUGGCUGCCCUGCCGUGACCUGCCAUGUCACAUGGGUGCUCUGCUGUUUCUAACAAAAGACUUGAAAUCCUACCUUUCGGCCUCCUUGUGCCCCCGCCGGGCUGAGGACCCUCGCAGUGGGACCUGCCGGGGGGAUUCACCACAGCUAUCACAGAGUCCGAGUCCCAGACAUAACUACUAGAAGCCUGGGUCCUCACCUGCUCCCUCACCUGCCGCCCCUGUGCAGCUCCCAGGGGCCGGGCCGUGGGUCAGGUCCCCAGGGGCAAGAGUAACUCAGGGACAGCAGGGUGCUUACACUAGGCCUGUCUCCCCAGCCUGGCUCUGGGCAGCUGACUCUGAGGUGGCAGCCAGUUCUGGGCCAGGGUUGUCUCGACCAGAAAGUUCUUGGUGUCAAGGGCCCAAAAGAGGCCAAUCUCCCCUCCUCCAGCACCACACAUACAUACACACUGUGCAGGGUAGACGGGGACACCACUAGCUGCCAGCCGGAACCUGGAACCCAGCCCAGACUUGGGCCCUAAGCCUCCCAUGGAACCUUCCAGAAAGCUGCCCCUAAGUGACAGUCUGUUUAAUGGUCCGGAAAAGCCAUGUGACUUAGCUGGUGCCAUAGUAACUGCAGCUCCUGCUUUUAGCUGAUGGGUGUCCUCUCCUGGGGCCCUGCAACCCCCUCAUGGCCCACCUUGCUCUCAGACCUAGACAGGUUUACUUGGGGCCAUCAGGUGAGGAGUCCUGCUGGCCUCCACAUUGCAGUCACCCCACACAGAAUAAGGUUCCAGCAGGCUCUGGGCUCCUGGUUGGUUCCUGGCAGCAGGGUGGGGGAAGGGGACCUGGGGGCUCAGUGUUCCCCACCUCUCCCCUUGGUCUCCAGGGGGUCUGGAAGGUGGGGAGGGCAUCAGGGUUGGCUGAGGCUUCCCCGGGGCCUAGGGCCACCUCGCCUGCCUGGCACCAUUUCCAGGUGCUGCCAUCCUCUGCCUGAUGCUUCUCUGCACCCUGGCCACUGCACUCAGCUCGUAGUUCAGUGACUUGGGAGGAGAUGCCGGUUCUGGAGACCUGGGUACUGUUUUCUGUGUGGUCGAGUCCCAGACAGGAGCUGGCAGGGUCAGCCUCUGGGGUCACCUCCUCUGGCUCAGGCUUCUUCCCUGAGCAGGAGGGGCGCUGUUGUCCCUGCCAAGUUCCGGGCACCUCGGCACAGCUGUGGACCUUUAGCUGCUGAUUUGGGUCCUGGGGUCCCUCCUGGCUUGCCCAGGACAUCUGUGGCUGCAGCUGAGGGGACCUUGGUCACUCAUGGCUCCUGAGGGGCUGAGGGUGUGCACCCCUGGGUAGGGAUGGUGGGGUCCCACCCCGGGGUGGUCACUGUGAUGACUCAGGCCUAAGAGGUGGUCCCAGCAGGGCCUAGGGAGAGCUUCCAAUCAAUGCGCAACCAGCCUCGCCCGAGCUGUCCUUGCCACCAGUCCAUGGGGCCCUGGAAGGUCCCCUUCCCCCCUCCAUAGGCCACACAGAGUCCAGAGAAGGUCCCUGGUGGGCUGUAAGGGCUGGAGCCCACUGGCCCCUUUCCCUGAAAUCCCCACGUGGCCAUGGACAAGCCACAUCUGGUCCUGAGACUUUGUGUUGUCACUCAAAGGAACUGUACCUCCUUGGUUCAUGAGGAGUCUUCAGGAGCCAGUGUGCAGCUGUGCGGGUGCCCAGCACAGUCAGUACUCCUAUUGCUUGUCUGAGAAUCUGUAGAAAUCCAACCUGACCCUGAAUCCUGGGCCGUCACUGCCAGAAGGGGAAGUGCAGACUGCAUCUGACAUUCUCAGGUGACUGCCUGAGUUGAUGGAAACCCCUCCUGACCAGGACAGCUGUUAUUUAAAAAACAAGUGUCAGGAUAUGAUGGAGGUGUCUUCUGAGCACUUGUGCAUCGUUGGUGGGACGGUGAAAGGGUACAGUUGCCCUGGCAAAUAGUCAGGAGGGUCAUCAAAAAGUUAAGCGUGGAAUCACCAUGUGUCCCAGCAAUCCCACUACAGGUACCUUGCCCACAGAAAUGAAAGCAGGAGGCUCGAAGAGAUGUUUACACACCCGUGUUCACAUCAGUGUGAUUCACAGCAGCCAAAGAGUGGAGACAGCCAAAUUGUCAAAGAUGAUGGAUGAGCGAGGGUGGUCCUUUUGCACGGUGGAAUGUUACUCAGCCUUUAAAAAGAGAUUCUGACACCCUCUACACCUGGUUGGACCCCGAGGACAUAAUGCACAGUGAAAUAAACCAGACCCAGAAGGAGA